UGUCAGUGUCAGUCCUCAAGGUUUAUUGCGCGGGUCAGUGAGCGCCCCAGUCUGUUAGACAAUUGGAUUAGAACAACGAGACAUUUCAAAGGAACCGCAAGUCCAACGACUCCUCCUCCGUCACGCCACCCUCCCAUCACUGACCUUGUCCUACGAGUACCGUUUGUCGCUAAACGCUGUGGCUGAAGAACAAACCAUUUCUACUGUAGCUUUACCUCGUCAUCAGCAAUGAACAAGUCAUCCUCAAACAAAUGCAGUUACAAAUAUGAGGAUUAUAGAGAAACAGCUGAUUGGUUGCUGUCCCACACUGAGCAGAGGCCUAAAGUAGCCAUCAUCUGUGGCUCUGGCCUGGGCGGCCUGGCUGACCUGCUGGACAACAAGACUGUGUUUCCCUACAAGGACAUCCCAUGCUUCCCCAACAGCACAGUACAAGGACAUGCCAGUCAGCUGGUCUUUGGGGAGCUGCAGGGGAAGCAGUGUGUCUGCAUGCAGGGCCGCUUCCACUUCUACGAAGGCUACAACAUUGCCACAGUGACAUACCCGGUGCGAGUGUUCUUCCUGCUCGGGGUGGAGACCCUGAUUGUCACUAAUGCUGCUGGGGGGCUAAACCCCAACUUUAAAGUCGGUGACAUCAUGCUGAUCAAGGAUCACAUCAACAUGCCAGGCUUUGCAGGCCAGAACCCACUGUGUGGUCACAACGAUGAAAGGUUUGGAGUCCGUUUUCCCUGCAUGUCGGACGCCUAUGACAAAGACCUUUCUAUACUGGCCAAAGAGACUGCUGAGGAGCAGGGCUGUUCCUCCUUCAUCCAGCAAGGCGUGUACUGCAUGGUGGCAGGUCCCAACUUUGAGACCAUCGCAGAGUGCAGAGCUCUCCAGAAACUAGGCGCAGAUGCUGUGGGUAUGAGUACAGUCCCUGAAGUGGUGGUGGCUCGUCACUGUGGUCUUCGUGUCUUUGGCCUGUCUCUCAUCACCAACAAGGUGGUCACAGACUACGACAGCCAGGAGAAGGCCAACCAUGAGGAGGUACUGGAUACCACAAGAAUGCGCACUCAGGACCUACAGAGGCUGAUCAGUAACCUGCUGGCUAAGAUGUAGAUCAGCCCCAGUCUGUCUGUGUUAACUGCCCAGGAACAUAGCUACUGUAAGGUGAUGUUAUACAGAAAGCACAGAUGCAUAUAUUCUAGAGAAAUAGCUAGCAGACAGAUCAUUGCAAUCAUAUGAUAUACGUAAUUUGAAGGAAAGGCUAGAUAGCUUUAAAUGAUGUCUUAUUUGUUUACAUUUCUCAGCACAGAGGAUAAUGCUAGUAUUGCUACUUCAGUUUGAUUUGACCUCUUAUAGGCUAGGAUUUGUCUUCAUUGUGUAAUCUCUAAACUGAAGCACUGUAAAGAGGCAUACUAACCAAACUCACCUCUUCAAAAAGGGGUUGUCCAUAUGGCUAUAAAGUAAUGCAAUACUUGAAAAUAAUAUAUUCCUUUGAAUUAAAACAUCACACUGAAGUGUAAGAUAUGUAGCCUUCAUGUACAUUGAUGUAUUGCACAAUUAUUAAGUACACAUUAAUCUCAUGGUCAAUGUGAUCAUGGGAUCAAGCACUGAAAGACAAAUCAAUGGUCUGUAUAUCACGUGGACCAACAAUCAUUGUGUUGUUGCUUAUUAGUAAUGAUUAACAAUGUAUAUUUCUUCCUUGUUAGACUUAUUAUUCUACCUUUCUAGAAUCCGACUGCUCCUUGAUGGAGAGAUCGCCAAAACUCAUGGUUAUAAGAAUAAUCAAAUUUCUCAGAGUGAUGAAAAGUAAAACUUUUUUUUAAAACUCUAACAUACACUGAAUAUACCAAACAUUAGGAACACCUUCCUAAUAUUGAGUCGGGGCAUGGAUUCUACAAGGUGUUUAAAGCGUUCUACAGGGAUGCUGGCCCAUGUUGACUCCAAUGCUUUCCACAGUUGUGUCUAAUUGGCUGGAUGUCCUUUGGGUGGUGGAUCAUUCUUUAUACACAUGGGAAGCUGUUGAGCGUGAAAAACCCAUCAGCCUUACAGUUCUUGACACAAACCGGUGCGCUUGUCACCUACUACCAUACCCCGUUCGAAGGCACGUAAAUCUUUUGUCUUGCCCAUUCACCCUCUGAAUGGCACAAGGCUUAAAAUCCCUUCUUUAAUGUGUCUCCUCCCCUUCAUCUACACUGAUUGAAGUGGAGUUAACAAGUGACAUCAAUAAGGGAUUGUAGCUUUCACCUGGAUUCACCUGGUCAUUCUAUGUCAUGGAAAGAGCAGGUGUCCUUAAUGUUUUGUAUAGUCAAGGUAUAUUGGGGACCAGUUAUUUUCGUAAUCAUAAAAAGGAGACUGUUGUUGUCAGAUGUUUUUCACAGUUGAGGAGUAGUAAUGUACUGUAUGUAGGAGAUUAACUUCUUUACUUUAAUUUCAGUUGUCCUAAAAUUGAAUGUAUUUUCACAUAAUAUACGGUUUAAAACCAGCAAAUUACA
Oncorhynchus tshawytscha (Chinook salmon) is the source of this 2474-nucleotide messenger RNA. RefSeq names its product purine nucleoside phosphorylase 6 (gene pnp6). Gene Ontology annotation, cellular component: cytoplasm. The coding region runs from base 229 to 1095 and encodes 288 amino acids. The transcript has 6 exons. Gene Ontology annotation, molecular function: purine-nucleoside phosphorylase activity. The record is from RefSeq and is a predicted model, not a curated record. Gene Ontology annotation, biological process: nucleoside metabolic process. NCBI's taxonomy places the organism in Eukaryota, Metazoa, Chordata, Actinopteri, Salmoniformes, Salmonidae.